This is a messenger RNA of Anolis carolinensis (green anole), 1350 nucleotides long. RefSeq names its product dnaJ homolog subfamily B member 2. NCBI's taxonomy places the organism in Eukaryota, Metazoa, Chordata, Lepidosauria, Squamata, Anolidae. Gene Ontology annotation, biological process: positive regulation of proteasomal ubiquitin-dependent protein catabolic process; protein refolding. The record is from RefSeq and is a predicted model, not a curated record. Gene Ontology annotation, cellular component: endoplasmic reticulum membrane; cytosol. The coding region runs from base 121 to 1293 and encodes 390 amino acids. The transcript has 9 exons. Gene Ontology annotation, molecular function: ATPase activator activity; Hsp70 protein binding.
AUAUGCUCAUCCAGGGAAAAAGAUGAUGAAGACCUCCUACUGUCCUUUCCUAUGCUCAAAACAACAACAGGCCAAAACCAAGGCAGGACAGCUGGCCUCUACCCAAAAUAAAACAGCACCAUGGUUGACUAUUACCAAGCACUGGACAUCCCACAAACAGCCUCUUCAAAUGACAUUAAGAAAGCGUACAGAAAAAAUGCACUGAAAUGGCAUCCAGAUAAAAACCCAGGAAACAAGGAAUAUGCUGAGAAGAAGUUCAAGGAGAUAGCAGAAGCAUACGAAGUGUUAUCGGACAAUUAUAAGCGAGAUCUUUAUGACCUCUAUGGGAGUGACGGGCUUAUGGAUCUGAGCAUAGGAACUGGCCUUUAUCCGAGCUCAGCGGGGACUCCUGAUUUCAUGUUCACCUUUCGGGAUGCGGAUGAAGUCUUCAAAGAAUUUUUUGAAGGACAAGACCCAUUUAUUGAACUGUGGGAUGAGUUCCCCCCAUUUACAGAUGUACAAGGAGGAACGUCCCAGUGGACUAACCCAGCUGAAGGGACAUAUUCUUAUUGCUCCUAUUCUCCAGGCCAGACUGAUUUCUACACUACCUUUGGCCCUGGUGCUGAAUUGGGAAUAGGCUUCCAUUCCAUCUCUACGUCUACAAAAUACAUAAAUGGCAAGCGGAUAACCACAAAAAGGAUUCUUGAGCAUGGGCAGGAGAGGGUAGAGAUCAAUGAGGAUGGAGAGCUCAAAGUGGCAGAAGAGCAUGAUUUGCCGCAUUCAGAUUUCACCAACAACAUGAAGUCCAAGGUGGAACCCAUCCAGAAGGGGCAAACUGGGCCCCUGACUGUUCCAAUGGACAUCCGGAGUCUGCCACGGUCGCAAAGUGUCAGCUCCUCUUUUUCUUACCCUGAGAGUGAAGACAAGGAACUCCACCGGGCUAUGGCCUGCAGCCUGUGUGAGAUGGAGAGUGUGGGGAAGCGCUCCAUAGCCUCCUAUGGCUCCAGGAAGAGGCGAGGAAGCUCUCGGAGGACAAGCAAAAUAUCACAGAAAGCCAUUGGUGGGGCAGGUGUGUCUGCCCCUUUGCCCAUCCGAGCCCAAAGUCCGGGCGCAGGAGAUAACAUGAAGGAGAAAGAGAAGAAAGGCAAGCCGACAGAAGGGGUAAAGGCAGUAGAUAACCAAAUGGUGCUUAAAAGUCCACUUCCGCCUGGCACUGAGGAUAAUGACUCUGUCCUUUGGGACCUGCGGUACCUCUUUUCUGAAGCCAUUCCUUCCCGCAGGGAGAGGGAAUCGAUCAUGUGCACCAUUCUCUAAUCUCCACGACCCAAGAGGAAAGAGAGACCUACCUCCAGUAAAGUUCAUAGUCCGGCU